Messenger RNA from Symbiodinium necroappetens, 2201 nucleotides. The record is from the annotation of a GenBank genome assembly. Lineage: Eukaryota; Dinophyceae; Suessiales; Symbiodiniaceae.
AUGGCCAAAAAGGUCAACUUUGUGAUUGAGAACCCGAGCUCCACAUUGCUUUGGCGAUAUGUGACUUUGGUUGGAAACUGGAAAGGUCUUCGACAGCUUAAGAGGGUCCUCCACAAAGAGCGCAGGUGCCAGCUUCGACGAGUUCGAAGCUUUCUGAAAAUCGAGACUCAUGUCCGAUGGAAGAAUGACCAGGGAGAGUCCAAGGUUGGCGGUGGUCGAGAUCUCGAAGCUUCAAAAGCCUAUCCUGCUGGCUUUGGCUUCGAGGCAGGCAGGCUAAUGCUGACCUCCGGCUUCAAGUUGGAUGGAGCACACACAUUGCAAAGGCUGACACGCACCAUCGAUCCCGUGGUGUCCACUGCCAGGUUUGGAAGCGUGCCUUUUGGGAAUUUGCCUCUCGAGCCCAAGUUUUCCGACCAGGGCUGGCUUUUUGGAGCCAUGGCGCCCAAACGUGGGCCGGCUGAGGGUGCAGCUGGCACUGGCAAGGGUGCUAAGAAGCCUCGCACCAGCACCGACAGCAGUAAAGGAUCCGGCAAAGGCGAGCUGAAGGGAUCCACCAAGGGUGCAGGAGCAGAGCAGCACCCCACCAAGGGAUCCGGUAAGCAAAGCAAAGGCGGGCUGAAGGGAUCCGUUGCUGCAGCAGAGGAGCACCCCAUACCAAAGGGAGCCGGUAAGCAAAGCAAAGGCGAGCAGAAGGGAUCAGGUGCUGCAGCAGAGGAGCACCCCACCCCCAAGGGAUCCGGCAAGCAAAGCAAAGGCGAGCUGAAGGGAUCCAGCGUGGCAGCAGAGGAGCACCCCAAGGGAUCCGGCAAGCAAAGCAAAGGGAAAGGCAACGAGCACCCCACUGCAAAGGGAUCCGACAAAGGCGAGCCGAAGGGAUCCGGCAAGAGCAACGAGCACCCACAAGCGAGCCCCGUCGAGAAGACUGAGCUGCGCAACCUCAACCCCGAGUCGAUGAGGAGGUUCUUCGACUGCGAGACGUACGCGAAGGGAUCCACCAAGAGCGCAGGACCUGCAGAGCACCCCAUCCUCAAGGGAUCCGGUAAGCAAAGCAAAGGCAAAGGCGAGCAGAAGGGAUCCACCAAGAGUGCUGCACCAGAGGAGCACCCCACCACCAAGGGAUCCAGUAAGGGCAAAGGCGAGCUGAAGGGAUCCGGCAAGAGCGCUGCAGCAGAGGAGCACCCCACCAAGGGAUCCGGUAAGCAAAGCACAAGCAAAGGCGAGCCGAAGGGAUCCGGCAAGAGUGCUGCAACAGAGGAGCACCCCACCCUGAAGGGAUCCGGUAAGCAAAGCAAAGGCGAGCAGAAGGGAUCCGGUGCUGCAGCAGAGGAGCACCCCACCCCCAAGGGAUCCGGCAAGCAAAGCAAAGGCGAGCUGAAGGGAUCCAGUGUGGCAGCAGAGGAGCACCCCAGCCCCAAGGGAUCCGGUAAGCAAAGCCAUGGCGAGCCGAAGGGGUCCACCAAGAGCGCAGGACCAGCAGACCCAAAAGGAUCCGGUAAGCAAAGCAAGGGCAAAGGCACAGCGAAGGGAUCCAAGCAUGGAUCUGGUGAUUGGGGCGGGAAUAAGGGUGUCACAAAAGCCUUGUUGAAGGCCGUCCACGAGGAAGCCGCGGAGCUUUGCAACACGCAGCAUGAGCAUGACGAGCAGCAGCACUGGCAGUACAGCAUCCACGACAUGACAAUGAGGGGAGAGAUCCACGACUCAGACUUUACGAACCCCUUGGUGAUCUUGCCUACUUGUGUGCUCGGUGAGUUGGCCAACAUGCAAGCAAAACAGCCACGGCUAUGUCAGCAGCGCCUAAGAAGCAUCACCGAGCACGAGCACAUGUUCAGGAUGUUCAAGAACUGGCAGGCCCAGCAGUACCCGAACCACAAAACGGUCUGGGGGCAAGCACCAGCAGCGCAGAUCAUGCAGCACAACAAGUUUCUCGUGGAUGUUGUCCAAGGCGCCAAUGUGUCCAAGGUGGGCACAAAGAUCAAAGCCAGGAAGCAGGUCGGCAAAGCCGACGAAGCCACUCGGAAGAAGCUCGGGGAGGUCAUCACCUCCCAAGCUGCCGACUUUGUGAAGGGUACCGAAGACAAGAAAAAGCUGCCCACCAAGGAACCCAAGGACAGCACUGCAACAGAUCACUUGACUGACCACAUGAAUUCUGUUCUGACGGAGGAAGAAAUCAAGAAGAAAGACUUCGACAAGACGAUGGCACA